Molecule: messenger RNA, 3479 nt
Organism: Larimichthys crocea (large yellow croaker)
Lineage: Eukaryota; Metazoa; Chordata; Actinopteri; Sciaenidae
Product: E3 ubiquitin-protein ligase AMFR
Exons: 14
Coding region: 158-2026 (622 amino acids)
Biological process (GO): protein K48-linked ubiquitination; endoplasmic reticulum unfolded protein response; ubiquitin-dependent protein catabolic process
Cellular component (GO): ubiquitin ligase complex; cytosol; endoplasmic reticulum
Molecular function (GO): ubiquitin protein ligase activity; ubiquitin binding
Source: RefSeq, a predicted model, not a curated record
GUCAACUACGACGUUCACGGUGCGGCUGCACUAGAGUACCUCACUGGACACAACGCGGGACGGCGUAUUUCUUGUUUGGCUAAAGUUGUGGCGGACUGUUGUUUUGGAUCUUCUUUUUUUUAUUAUUAUUAUUAUUAUUAUAUUUAUACACACUGCAAUGCCUCUGCUGUUUUUGGAGAGGUUGCCUUGGCCCAGCCUACAGACGUACACAGCACUGAGUGUGGCUUUGCUCGCUGGCAGCAUCUUCAGCGCCUACACUACUGUGACCGACCCAGGCUUUGGCGCCCUGGAAGCCGAUGAAACACCAGCUCCGUCUGAAGUGGAUAUCGACCAGCUAAACAAUGAUAUUAGUAACGCAGAGUUGGCGACCACCGUCCUGUGGUAUCUUGUCACGGACAGUCUCUUUGUCUGGGUCUUAGUCAACACAUUCUGCUGCUCCUUGAUGUUGAUCGCUAAAAUGAUUCAGUAUGUGGUGUUUGGCCCACUUAGAGUCAGCGAGAAGCAGCACCUGAAGGACAAGUUUUGGAACUUCAUCUUCUAUAAGUUCAUCUUCAUCUUUGGCGUAUUGAACGUACAGACAGUAGAGGAGGUUGUCAUGUGGUGUUUGUGGUUCUCUGCCCUGGUCUUUAUCCACCUCAUGGUGCAGCUCUGCAAAGACAGAUUUGAAUAUCUAUCGUUCUCGCCCUCCACUCCCAUGAACAGCCACGUGCGAGUGCUUUGUCUGCUGGUCUCUCUGCUGCUGGACUGCUGUGGCCUGGCUGUAGUGUGUGGUCUGCUGGGAGCUUCCCAUGGCUUACACACCCUCUCCUUUAUGGCAGCAGAGUGUCUGCUGGUUACUGUACGCACUGGGCAUGUCAUCAUGCGAUACUCCAUUCAUCUGUGGGAUCUGAACCAUCCAGGAACCUGGGAAAGCAAGGGAACAUAUGUCUAUUACACAGACUUCAUCAUGGAGCUGGCUAUGCUGUUUUUGGACCUCAUGCACCAUAUCCACAUGCUGCUCUUUGGUAACAUCUGGCUGUCCAUGGCAAGCUUAGUUAUUUUCAUGCAGCUGCGGUAUCUCUUCCAUGAGGUCCAGCGCCGCGUUCGCCGACACAAGAACUACCUCCGUGUCAUCAACAACAUGGAGGCCAGAUUUGCUGUUGCUACUGCAGAGGAGCUGGCAGCCAAUGAUGACGAUUGUGCCAUCUGCUGGGACACCAUGUUGACAGCACGCAAACUACCCUGUGGACAUCUCUUCCACAAUUCUUGUCUGCGCUCAUGGCUGGAGCAGGACACCUCGUGUCCAACAUGUCGGACAUCCUUGAACAUCAAUGGGGACGGAGGCCAGGCAAGAAGCCAGCCGCAGGGCGGGGGUUUGGAAGACAACAUCGGCCCAGUAGGAGCUGCAGCAGAUGCUAGACCACAUAUCAACCAGCACAAUCACUUCUUCCACUUUGAUGGAUCUCGCAUUGCCAGCUGGCUGCCCAGUUUCUCAGUGGAAGUAAUGCACACCACUAACAUCUUGGGCAUCGCUCAAGCAAACAACUCCCAGCUCAUGGCAAUGGCCCAUCAGAUCCAGGAGAUGUUCCCUCAGGUGCCCUCCUAUCUGGUGAUGCAGGACCUGCAGUUGACCCGCUCUGUGGAGGUCACCACUGACAACAUCCUGGAGGGUCGCAUCCAGGUGCCUUUCCCAACACAGGCCAUAGAGCGUGGCCCCUCGCAGGUGAGCUCUGCACAAGAUGAGCAGGAAGGGUCCAGCGGAGCAGCUGAGCAGGGCAUCAGUGAGUCAGACAACAUGGAGGCGAGAGGAGGUCGCUUUUCUAAGUCGGCUGAGGAGAGACAGAAGAUGUUAAAGCAGAGGAAAGAAGAGAUGCUUCAGCAGGCUCGCAGGAGAUAUUUGAACAAGAGUCCAGAAGACCAGGAGGAGGAUUUGCCUGGACUGGAAGAGGACAUUGCUCCAGAAUUAAACUUGACUGUGCUGAGACGUAGAACCAUGGCAGCAGCUGCAGAGAGACGCAUGCAAAAUCAACAAGACCCUGCACCCUGAUACAUAGAUCGACUUCAGAGUCUGCCACGUCGUCAUCACACAAGGCACCGACAGAGCUAUUUCAAUCCCCCCUUUCACAUUUGGUGUACAGUCCGUGGUCAUUGCCUAUCCGAAACAAUAAUUAAAAAUCAUCGCAAACAUGGCCUUUGGACUGUUUUGGGCUGCGUAAAUAAGGUGGGACUACUGUGAAUAGCUUCUGCCUCACUGAUUCCAGAGUAUUUGGAGCAUAUUAUAAAAUGAUGGAUGCAAGUCAAGAAAUGCAAGGUUGCAUUGCCCUUUAUUCACGUGCCACACACUGCAACCACCAGCUUAAGUGGGGAGUCAGUAUCUGCUGUGAUUUGGACUGACUUUCAAAAAAUGAGCAUGCUUUGCAUUCAGAAGAGUCUUUUAAGAGCGGGGCGCUUGAAGUUGUCAUUGCUAGAUACAGCUGUUUGGGUCCUUGUUUGUUUUUCCUUUUAUCAGACUUUUUUUUUCUUCUUUUGUGUUUUAAUGGCAGAAAGCUACAUGUUCUGGAUGAAGAAACUCAUCUGAUGUAUUUGUGUGUUUAUUCUUUUACGAGUUUCAACUGUGAAUUAUGUGUAGGCAAAAUAACACAUUCUUAUUUCUUACCUUUAGAGUAAGAGAAUGUCACUUUAGUAUUGGUCAGCCUUUCUGUCAAAUAUGAAUGUUUCUAUCAGAUUAAUGCUGCAAACAAAGUGUUUUUGACCCACACGGGUUCUGUAUUUAGUGUCUAACAUCACCCCAUCGCAAACCGUUUGCAUUUUGUUAUUUAACAAGGGGGUGGGGAGGGGGGUUCGGGCCUGUAAAUCUUUGUUUUCUAACACUGUGCCCUUGAGAUACAACAAAAGGGGGUGUAUUACAUUUUGUACAAGUACAAUGGGUGUCAUGCUCUUUCUUAAAUUCAAAUCAUGAGCAGUUCUCUGAUGGUGACAUCCAUAAUUUUGGAUUUUUUUUUAAGAGUAUGUAGAUGUUAAAGACUUGACAACAAAUCCAGUUGCCCUAGACUUGUCAGUAUUGUCUAACGUCACUCGACUCUAGAUACUCUUUUCACCUCGGAGAGUCUUUUAUUAAGACGUUUUUUAUGGGUGUUUUAUUUGUGCGGCCUUUGUCCACUCACAUUGAGGAGUGCUAGUUAAAAAAAAAAAAACAUACCAGCCAGGAGCAUAAUCAUCCUCUGCUCAAAUAUCUUAUUUCAAUAAUGUAUGGCAAUGUACAACAUAUACCGGGCACUUGUUUAUUGUCAAAUUUCACUAAAUCUGUAGCUGGUUGAGUCAUAUCAAUGGACACAAAGAUGGAGACUGUGUAUUAUACGUGUUUGAUUUCUUGUGAUUAUGGUGUAAGGGCAGUUUGGGGGUGAGAUAUGCAUGAAUCUAGGCAAUUGCUUUUGUUUCCUUCCACUUUAUCCCAAAGAGCAGCCCACAAACUUCCACUAAAAGCUGAAGUGUGAUCUUUA